Molecule: messenger RNA, 4730 nt
Organism: Xyrichtys novacula (pearly razorfish)
Lineage: Eukaryota; Metazoa; Chordata; Actinopteri; Labriformes; Labridae
Source: the annotation of a GenBank genome assembly
AUGGCCAAAGGAAGAACCAAGACCACCAGUGAUGGUAAAAACUACUGUCAAACACAACUUUUUAUCAGAUGAUAGAAAGAUAGCAUAUAUUUAACUUAUAUUUGCUUGACCCCAUCAUAAGACCCCUGGUUCAGUUAUUGUUUACACUCAUUCUGUUGGUUUGCAGGGAUGCACAAAAUCUUGAAAUCUAUGCAGAUACACUAGUUAGAGACAAAACUAUGAUCGCCUUGAUGUAGUGAUCUGAAAUAUGAAAAAUGGCUCAUCUUACCCCACUUUCCCCGACAAGUUAAAGUUGCUCAGUGAAAUUGUUCCUGGAGGCCUUUCCUUUAAAAAUACUCAUGGAUUAAAUAUACUUGAAAUAUUUCACAAUGUUAUAGCAGUAGUGGAGUCAAAAGUACAUUAUUUGCAUUUAAAGCAGAGUAAAAGUAAUAAGUGUCCUCAAGAAUAACACUUAAGAUACUCAAAAAAUACACAUAAAGGCAGUGCUCAUUUUUUCCUUUGUUACUCUUCACCACUAUCCCCCCGUCAUCAGAUUUAACAGUUGACUGUGUUUGUGCUCCUGCGUACAGAAAGUGUAGUUCCAGCCCAGCCUCGCUCACUCAGGUCAAGGAAGAGGGAACAUCUAAGUGAGGAGAUUUCAGAGCCUCAAGAUGUUAAAGUGACCAUUCAUCAUCAGGUAUUGUUGAUAAUAGACACAGAACCUUAAACCUUGAUUUAAGUUUUUACUUACCACCUUUUAAUCUUUUGAUUUAUUUUAGGAACCUGGGGGAACUAAUACAGCAGCUGUGGAGUCCACAGUGCUGCAGUGCCCUCAGCAGGAAUCUUUAGUGGUUUCAACUCAACAACUUCUGGAAGCAGAGGAGCCCUGUCCCACUAAAUAUGAGCCUGUCUUAGAUGAACCACCAGCAGACACAGCAAAUGUGAUGGUUGAAGAGCAAGAAGGGACAAAAGCCACAAAUGUCAACAAAAACUCUCAGCCUCAAGGCUUCACAGCCCAUACUGAUAAUCCCAGGAGUGAAAAGGGCACAACGGAGAACCAAAAUUCAUCUCAAACAUGCCCAGAUCAAUGUGUUACAGCAAUCUUAGAGGAAAGCAAAAGAUCUGGUGACACUGCUGUUGAUGAGAAGAAGGUGGACGCAGAUGAGGUCUCUCCUUGUAAUCUGGAGAAAAACCAAGACACCAGCCUUGAAGAACCCAGCAGUAUGUACAUAGCUGAUGUGAAGCCAGUCAUGAGAGAGGCAGAAAUAGGAUUACCAGCCAAGAAGAAGCGAAGGAUGGGUAUGUGUGGUCUGACUGAAAAAGAACGGAAUCACUUUCUGAGAGGGAAAAAGCAUGAGAAUGAGCAGAAGGAACCAGAAAGAGUCAAGAUGCCGUCUGAUAAUAAUGCAGCUGACAUUGAGGCUCAAGAAGGGCUAACAUCUUCCCCUAAACCACCAUCACUCCCCGUCCAAGAGGGCAGCAUCUCAGAGCAGAAUGAAGCAGCGACCAAGCUGCAAUCUGGAAACUGUACAGAGGACAGCAGGUAAGAUCAGUGUUGUGGAGAUUCUAUACUUCACUUUUUGUUUUGGUCCAGACUUUUCAAGUAUUCAUUUAUGGAUGUUCUUUUUUGUUAAAAUCUUCAGACAAUUUACAGUGAAAUCACUAAGAAUAGAAGACCUUGACAAAAACAACAUAGGUUAAUGUGUAUCACUAUAUUCUGCUGGCAAACAGGGCAGAUAUGGAGCUUCAGAUUGCUGUCACAACCUCAGAUGGGGCCAGUACUGUGUGCGAUCCAUGCUGCUUCGUGGAGAUGAGUUGUGAGGCUGAUCCAAGCACAGAGCCUGAUCCAGAACCAGAAGCUGACCCAAAGUUAGAUCUCCCUACUGAAGAGAGAGGGGAGGAAGUUAAUGAUGAAGAGAAACUUUCUGCAGCUGAAGACCAAAGUUCUGCCAUCAUUUCUCACCCUCGCGUAACCGAAAAUGAGCAGAUUGAAGAUCAGAGGGAACUUGAGGCGGUCUGCAUGCAGAUGAAUGUUGUGCCCAUGAUGAAAAAUGAAAAGAAGGAAGAGUUCACCUGUGAUGAGGAGGUUGGUGAUGUAAAUGAAGCACCCACACAGAACCCUUCAGGAGAAUUCAACUGUGGCUCUGUGGAGCUCUGUCAGGCUGCAGUGAUACCUUGUGGCUCAGAGAAGAACUGCAGUGUGAGUAGGUGUGCUAACUUAAAACAUGCAAUGUAGAGUUUUGGUUGGACUCAACAAUGUCUUUAAGUCAUCUAACAAGCUAAAAAAAAACAAUAAUUAAUGUUUAUGGCCUCUCUACUUUAAAGACUUGCUCACUUUAAAGAUUAACUCUUUACUAUUAGAAUAUUUGUGACAAAUGAGCAAUUUCAUGAUGCAAUUAUUUGCUCUGUGAUUUUGUAGGUCCAGUGUUUCACUUUUAAAAUACUUCUAUACCCCUACCUCAGACUGCGCUAAAAAAAGGAUAAAUAUAGACUUUACAAAAAUCAGAAAAAUCUGAUUUGUUUAAGACAAAAUGUUUCUAUUAACAGAUAGAUUGAGGAUUGUUGCUUUCUGAGUUGUUGUUGCUGAACAGUUUAUAAAAAGCAGACAUAAUUUUCAAAACUCAAAAAUAAAUUAGCUUUUUUUAUUUGCUGUCAGUGACAGUAAAGAAAUGUCCUCGUCUUUGUUGCACACAGAUUGAUCCAGAAGAUGAACCUGGUACUAAUCCUUCUCCUGUGAGCACCAAGCACCCUCUGACCGGGGACUCGUCUGACCCAUGCAGACCUGAUUCCCUGGAUUAUGUGUCUGACUCACAGCUGAACACCAUUCCUCUGAUGUAAGGAAGUAAGGGUGGAUUGAUGCCACAUGCUUAUGAUAUUGAUUUAUUUAACAUUUAACUUUAAAAACAAAGUUGGAAAGUGCUUCGUGACAGAAAUGAGCAAAAGUUUUAUCUCCAUUAGGUGAUUCAGGGAGAACUCUGGUAUUUUUCAACCUGGGCCCUAUUUUCCAUGUGAUUCUGUGAGUUUAACUGAUGGGGAGAACUGUUUCUGAAACUUGCCCAGUCUUGAGGGAGAGCCGAGCUGGCUGCCACAAAACGAGCUAAACUGUAGUUUGACCACAAAAUUGUAUAAACUGCAUCUACUACAAGUGCUACAUUUCACCACUGACAGGCUCGGGUUGUUGUUACAAGUCCUCCAACAUGGUCAAACACACUGUUGCGUGUCUCAGGUAUCACCCCUAGACACAUCAACACCACCGAUGUUAGACAUCAGCGGCUGCAUUACUUGGUUAUGUUAAUUCGACGUUAAGAUAUUUGGCUUGGUGAGAUUUCAAUCGAGUUAUGUUUAGAUGUUUUACAAGUCCAGUGUUAGCUUAACUAAUGCGAUAAAUCAAAAUUUUAAACAUCAGGAAAACACAGAGUAUCCAGACCCUUCUUCUCAGUGCUUUAAGCUCGUGUGAGUGACUUUCUAUUUGUGUCAUUUCUGAAUUUGGCAUCUCCUGUUGACCAUUUCUGAUUUUGUCCUUUUCAUAUGUCAGUCAUGUUUUUUCUUUCACAAGGUGCCAUUAAGGGGAUAUUCCGGCGUAAAAUUAACUGAGGGUUGAACACACCGUAACACAGAGUUAGACACCCCCUUGAGAGAUGAAUGUUGCCGACUGCUUGCUUCUCUAGUUAUACCAACUUUAGCAACGACCGCACGAUAGCAAUACACAUUGGUCUACGUCUCCACACACAAACCUCAACCAAAUCGCCACUCUAUAGCCACAAAUAAUGCUCAGAACAGCACCUAACUUCAUCAACAGGACAUAUAGGGUCCUAGCCAUAGUCCUAGCCACCAAACAUCUUUUUAGCUUUGCCUGGUUUCUUUAGCAAUGAGACCAGGCAAAGCUAAUCCCACUAUCCUCUGGCAGCCACUUGUUUGUGGGGGAGCCCUGAUGAGUCAAUUGCUGAGUGCAGCGGAGUUUCGCAGCUCAAGGAAGAACAUUUAUGAUCAUUUCUUCAUGGAAAUGCAAUCAGACCAAGACGCUAAGGCAGAAGAACUACCGCGUCUGCAGUGCGAAAUGAUUAUUAUGAUGAUUAUUAAUUUAUGGAAAUGAUCCGCUGCACUCAGUGAUCGACUCGUCAGGGCUCCCUCUACAAACAAAGCUAGUUUUUUUUUAUGCCGAAAGAAUUCAGGAGCCUACUUUUCCACCUCUUCAAAAAAUUUUAGCAUAUUUUUUAAAAGUUCUACAGUUUGUAAUACAGCUAGCAUUAACAAAUCUCCAUUUCUAGUGAAGAAGAGGUGAUGGAGAGGGACAAGAGUCCUUCUUUGUCCGACUGCCAUGAAGAUGCUUCAGACCUGAUUUGUGGGCUCGUCAGAGAACUCUCCUCUCUGAAGUGAGUGAAUUUAAAAAAGGUUUCACAAGUCCAGAGCAAAAGUGCAUAAGAAGGUUACAUGCCUUUAAAAUUCAGCUACACUAAUAGAUCUUUAAAUAUACCAGAUGUAUUCAAAUAUUGAUUUUAUUUCAUGUUUUGGUGGUUGAUUUUUCCCAGUCGAAUAGUGAUGGCCUCUCACAGAGAGCUGGAGAAUCUGCACCGCAGCACUAGAAGCACCAGGCGCUCCAAACGUUGAGGAUUUGUUUCUGGUCCCUGGUACCCCAGUCUUUUGUUAUCCCGAUGGUUUUGAGGGAAAUUGUACUUUUUCACAAACAUUUAGUUUUUAAACAUUUUUCAUGUUUCUUGUUCAUCUCUGACAACCAGAUUGUUCUGUUUGAU